Molecule: messenger RNA, 3302 nt
Organism: Neofelis nebulosa (Clouded leopard)
Lineage: Eukaryota; Metazoa; Chordata; Mammalia; Carnivora; Felidae
Gene: RMI1
Product: RecQ mediated genome instability 1
Exons: 3
Coding region: 1365-3272 (635 amino acids)
Biological process (GO): resolution of meiotic recombination intermediates; double-strand break repair via homologous recombination
Cellular component (GO): nuclear body; RecQ family helicase-topoisomerase III complex
Molecular function (GO): nucleotide binding
Source: RefSeq, a predicted model, not a curated record
CUGCUUUGAUACAUGAUCUUAAUAUGUCUUAAUCUUCAAGCUUCAGUUUUAUUCACUUAAGUAGAUGACAGAACUUACUCUAUCAUGUUAUUUUGAGGUUUAGGUAAUACUACAGAUGUAAAAGUAUUUUGAAAAAAGCUAAACCUCUUACAGAUAGGUUUUAACUUUUAUCUUCCGCAAACCUUUAUCUUUAUCUCUGUUUAUAUAGUUGUACCUACUGGGAUCCAGGAUUGAUGUCUGUGAAAUUCAUCCUUGUUCAUUUCAUUUCCUGUCCAGCCUUGACCUUUUCAAUUCACAGCCAGGCCAUCUUUCUUCCUUUCCCAUUUUUUCCUUCUCCUAGAAGUAGCCAUAAAAUUAUCUCCUGUUAUUUAACAGGUUCAGCUAGAACGUGCCAUUUGUGUUAUAUGGCUGCAUGUACUGUAAUCGUUCUAGGGAUGUAUACUGUACCCAGAGUGAUUUAUAGUACAAAACAUUCUGCAAACAACUUAAUUGUAAUUGUGGCAUUUAUGCUUGAUAAUUCACUUAAUUUAUAACUCAACUGAAAGUACUCUUUGUCCUGAUUUCCGUUUACUUAAUGACUAUCAUUACAUUAAUACAACACCUUUGCAAAUUAUACUAGGUCCAUCUGCCAGUGCUGUCGUGUUUAAAUUUUAGUGGAGGAAAUAGGUAACUUACUGAAUGAGCAUACCUAAGACCCAUGGAUCUGGCUUAAUUUUUGAGGUUAAAAAAUAUGACGACAGAUGCAAUAAAAUGGCACUUUGGAAUCAGGUUAUGUAAGUACAAUUGACUCCUGAACAGAGCUGGGAUUAGGGAUGCUGACCCCCACCUAGUUGAAAAUCUGCUUGUAACUUUUGACUCCCCUAUAAUUAGCUACCAUUAACUUACUGCUGACCACAAGCUUUGCCAAUAACAGAAGUAGUCAAUUAGCACAUAUUUUGUGUACUGUAUAUACUGUAUUUUUACAGUAAAGGAAGCUGGAGAAAAUAUUAAGAAAGUUUAAGAGAAAAUACAUUUACAGUUCUAUAAUUAUUGGAAGAAAUCUGCAUAAAAAUGGGCCCGUGUAGUUGGAACCUGUGUUCAAGGGUCAGCUGUACAGAUCUCUCUGUCUUGAAGAUGUCCCUAAGCUAUGGCUUCAUGAAAUCAUGCUUGGUUUUAACAUGCCUUUAUUUUAAUUAAUUUUAUAUUCGAUGUUAUUUUGUUUUAGGUCUGUCUUUUAAGCAUACAACUGGAUUUGGCUUAUUCAUUUUGAGAGUAUCUUUUAACAGGGCCAUUUCUGAACAGUAGAGGUUACAAUUACUCCACUGAACAACCAGUUCCAAAUCCUAUCAUCAAAUCCUAUAUGUUCCUGUUCCAAAUGGUAAUACAUGCAUAAUAUUUCUUUUAUUUUAAAAGAAAUGAGUGUAACUAAUAUUGCAUUAAGAGUUGAAACCUGGCUUUUAGCUACGUGGCAUGUUAAAGUACCUCUAAUGUGGUUGGAAGCUUGUAUUAACUGGAUCCAAGAAGAAAAUGAUAAUGUUAAUUUGAGUCAGGCACAAAUGAAUAAACAAGUGUUUGAGCAGUGGCUCCUUACUGACCUGAGAGAUUUGGAACAUCCUGUUUUACCUGACGGCAUUUUAGAAGUUCCAAAAGGAGAACUGAAUGGAUUUUUUGCUUUGCAGAUUAAUUCAUUGGUUGAUGUAAGUCAACCUGCAUAUUCCCAGAUACAAAAGUUGAGAGGAAAGAAUACAACGAAUGACUUAGUUACAGCUGAAACACAAGUAACCCUAAAACCUUGGGAAGCAAAGCCUUCACGAAUGUUGAUGUUACAACUAACUGAUGGAGUUGUACAAAUUCAGGGAAUGGAAUAUCAGUCUAUUCCAGCUCUUCAUAGUGAUCUUGCCCCAGGUACAAAAAUUUUGAUUUAUGGAAACAUUUCUUUCCGUCUUGGUGUUCUUUUAUUGAAACCAGAAAAUGUGAAGAUUUUGGGAGGAGAAGUAGAUGCCCUUUCAGAGGAAUAUGCCCAAGAAAAAGUACUUGCAAGAUUAAUUGGGGAACCUGAUCCUGUAGUUUCAGUCAUACCAAAUAAUUGUAACCAGACCAUCCCUGGAAUUACAGAUGUUCUGGAUCCUGCAUUAGGACCUUCUGAUGAAGAACUCUUGGCAAGUCUUGAUGAAAAUGAGCUUGCAGCAAAUAAUGACACCUCCUUAGGAAGAAGAUGCUUCAGCACAGGUAGUUCCUCAAAUACUGUUCCCACAAGACAGUCAAGUUUUGAAUCACGACAUAUUAUUUCUCCAAAACCAAAGGAGAAACAACCAAAUCAACCUAUGCAUUUCACUGAUGGGGAAUUAGAUGACUUUUCAUUGGAGGAGGCCUUGCUUUUAGAAGAAACUGUCCAGAAAGAACAAAUGAAGACUAAAGAAUUACAGCCAUUGACUUUGAACAGAACCCCAGAUGAAAGCAUAGAGAGAUUUUUACAUAAACCUAAUACUCCAAAUAAUUUUUCUUUGAUUUGCAAAAGUGGAAACCGUAAUUGGAAUGAAAAAAAUGUAUCCGAACAAGUGACUAAUGAAGACAAAUUAUUUAGUUGUCCAUCUGUUGAAGACGAAAACAGUAGCGUUUUUUCAGUUCAUAGUAAUGUACCCCUACCCCAUGAUUUUACAAAUAAAGAUAAGGACCCAGAGACAGGUAAUAAAGUAAAACAAACCUUCAGCAGUGCAGAUGGACAUUCCUUAAAUAAAAUAUCAAAGGGAGAGCUGGUAAAUUAUGUACCAAAAAGGAGUUCACACCUUUCUAAUGAAAAUGAUCAUCAUUUACAGUCUUGUUCUUUAAGACCAUCAGAGAACAACACUAAUCUUUCUAUUGCCAUGGAUUUGUAUUCUCCGCCCUUUAUCUAUUUGUCUGUCCUAAUGGCCAGCAAACCAAAGGAAGUUACAACAGUGAAGGUCAAAGCAUUUAUUGUAACCUUAACUGGAAAUCUUUCAAGUUCUGGUGGCAUUUGGAGUAUAACAGCAAAGAUUUCUGAUGGUACUGGAUAUCUAGAUGUAGACUUUGUGGAUGAGAUACUUACUAGUCUGAUAGGGUUUUCAGUACCAGAAAUGAAACAGUUAAAGAAGGAUCCUCUUCAAUACCAAAAGUUCCUGGAAGGUUUGCAGAAGUGUCAGAGAGAUUUAAUAGAUUUGUGUUGUCUAAUGACGAUUUCAUUUAAUCCCUCCUUGUCUAAAGCAAUAGUACUGGCAUUACAGGAUGUUGAAAUGGAACACCUUGAGAACCUAAAAAAGCGGCUGAAUAAAUAAUUUACUAAGAUAGUAUCAGAAAACAAUUCC